This is a messenger RNA of Drosophila ficusphila, 3286 nucleotides long. RefSeq names its product plasminogen activator inhibitor 1 RNA-binding protein (gene vig). The coding region runs from base 292 to 1770 and encodes 492 amino acids. Lineage: Eukaryota; Metazoa; Arthropoda; Insecta; Diptera; Drosophilidae. Gene Ontology annotation, cellular component: cytoplasm; nucleus. Gene Ontology annotation, molecular function: RNA binding. The transcript is spliced from 5 exons. The record is from RefSeq and is a predicted model, not a curated record.
ACACAAUUUAAGGACUGCCUAAAUUUUGUGUUGUUUUCGUUAGCUUUCAAUGUUUAAGAACGGCUCCUCUAUAAACUAUCGCUGAUUGGAAAAAGGAAUUUCACAGAUGAUUUCUGGAGAUGUCAUGACCUAUUCAAUAUAAAGAAAAAUCGGAGAAAUAACCUGGAAAGCCCACGAAACACAGCUGCCAUUCAGCCGGAAUUUAGCAAUUCGCUGUGAAGCGCGUUAAAAAACGAAAAGCAAGAGGAGAAGCAGCAGCCAGCUAGCAAAGACACCUAUCCACACAAAAUCAUGGACAGCGCCGGUAAAAAUCGUUAUGAACUCUUGUUCAUGGACGACGAUGUCAGCGAUCCAUUAGAUAAUCUUGUGGCGCCGACGACGGCCGCCGCUGCCGCAGCAGCAGCAGCUGGUAAGAAGAAGCAGCCGUCAGCUGCUGCAGCGGCCACCAAAACGACCGCCAAGGUGAACAACAACAACAACAAGGCGGCCGCAGGAUCCAACGGUGGACCCAAUGCCAAGAAGCCAAAUCAGGCCGAGAAGGAGAACAAGCCGAACAAUGCUUUAAACAAAACCGAUGGCAAAAAGUUUGCCCCAUCUGCUGACAAACAGUUCAACAACAACAACAAUAAACAGGGUGCUCCCCGGCCAGGUGGUGGCGCCAAUCGAACACGUGAAUUUGGCAGCGGUCAAGGACAGGGAGCUCAAGGACAAGGACAAGGACAACAGCGCAGUGUCAACUUCCGUCAACAGAAUGGCAAUGGCAACAACGCCGAGACCCGUGAGCAACGCAACAACCGUCGCAAUGUCCGCGAAAAUGGAGGAGCACCCGAUGGCCAGCAGUCGCGUCCGUACCGCGGUCCAGGUGGUGGUCAAGGUGGUGCCGGUGGAGAUCGCCCUCCACGACGCAACUAUGAUGGGCAGAACAGGAAGCGCGAAUUCGAUCGCCAAUCUGGAUCCGACAGAACCGGUGUGAAGUCAAUUGACAAGCGCGAUGGAGCUGGCUCACACAACUGGGGAUCGGUCAAGGAGGCUAUUGAUGAUGUGAACAAGAACGAAAGCGAGACCAACGUGGCCAAUGCAGAAGGUGGCGCCAAGGCUGAUGAAUCGGGCGCUGAACCACAGACCGAACAGCAGGCGGCCGCCGAGGAAGAGGCCAAAGAACUGACAUUGGACGAAUGGAAGGCACAGCAAGGACAACGCAUCAAGCCAACCUUUAAUAUUCGCAAGGCCGGAGAAGGUGAGGACACUACACAAUGGAAGAAAAUGGUCGUCUUAACCAGCAACAAAAAGAAGGAGAACGAUAGCGAAGAGGAGCUCGAGUACGAUCCCGCCUUGUAUCCCCAGCGCGUGGGCAGGCAACAGCGCGUCCUGGACAUCCAGUUCAACUUCAACGAUGGUCGACGCGGCGGUCCUGGUGGAUUUGGAGGACGCGGUGGCCGUGGAGGUCCACGACCUGGUGGAUUUGGCGGCGGACCACGCAGCGAGGGUGGCAACCGCGAGGGAGGCAAUCGCGAGGGCGGCGGAAACCAACGCGAGGGUGGAAACCGUGGCCCACGUGAUGGCCAAUCUGGCCAGCAGCAGCACCAUAAUAACGAGGGCGGUGCUCCGUCCGCUCAAAAUCAGAGGCCGCCCAUCGAACGUCGUGGUCCGGGCAACAACCAGAACAACAACCAGAAUAACAGCGGACCAGGGCCAAAUAAGCGUUUCGAGCGACAACAGAAUACCGCUCCCAAAGUCAACGAUGAGCGUCAGUUCCCCACACUGGCUUAAAUCGAUAAUUUGACCAGGAGGCUGAUGAUCCUCAUAUUGCAGUUUUGGUGACUAAAGAAGAGAUCGUGAAAGCAAGUUACCAAAAUGAAAUCUUAUAAAUUACAAAUAUCACAGACAAGAAACUUUUCAAAAACAAAAAAAAACGAAAAAAUAGGAAGAAACAAUUGUAGCCGCCAUAUAAGCCAAAAGCAACAAAAUAAUACCAACCAACAAGCUAAGCAAAAAUGGAUAAUAAAUUAUACAUAUAUUUAUAAAUAUAUGACGAGAACACACACGAAAAGCAAUUUUAGUUUAUGCGUGGCCAACUAAUCAGAUUUUACCUGAUAAAAUCGCGAUCAAGCAAGUGACCUCGUAUAAACUAGUCAGUCAGGCUAAGUCAUCCCCAUUAUGGAUUUUAAUUCUAAUGUCUGUUCACGAUCGACGACUAGAGAUUUGUUCCGAGAUUUUUCUAUAAUACGGCAUGGGCGGACAUAGAAUUCGUUUUUUUACAUCAAAAAAAAUCUGAUGUAAAGUUGUUUUUUUUUUAUGUUAUUACCACUCACUUAAUCAAAAAUCAUCCUACCUACUAAAAACAAAGUUAAGUCGCUAACCAGUGAACUCGGCGAUUAAAAUAAAUCAAUGAUGAAAAACAACAUCACGGCCUGAUAAAUUCUUCGGUGAAAAGAAGCAAAAUACACUAAAUACCUUACAAUAGUUUGUUUUCAUCGAGAGAACAGUAAAAGCAUUUUCAUUAUUUCAUAUAAUUUUUGUUCUAUUACGAAUCACAUUUUCGUAGCGAAAUGUACGUUUUAUUAAUUUUACUAUGUUAACUUUUAUUUAAAAUAAAGAAAAAACAAAAUGAGAAAUUAUUAAAAUCAGUAGUUGGAAAAAGAAACCCAAAACCGAAAGAAUAGUAAGUGUUAAAAACUUUGUAAUUGUGUUUCUUGGAUGCAAAUUCUAUAAUUAAACAUUUAUAAUUAAUAAUUAUAAAGCAAACUAUGCAUCAUAUAUACUACUUUUAAUUAUAAAACCUAACUGAACACAGACACACUGAAAUACAAAAACAAACAAUAUUAAUUUAAGCAUUAUUAAAAAAUAAAUCCAAAAAAUAUUGAUUAACUAUUGGAGCAAAUUGUAAACCUUUAAUAAGUAGAUUUACAGUCGAAGUAAAGCUUUCAAUAAAAAACUAUUUCGAGUCAAAUGAGAAACCCACUUCUAGAAACGCAAAUAUGAGAUCCCUGUAAAAUCGUUUGCUUCUAAUGAUUAGAAAUUGUAUAAAUUAUAUGAGAUAUAUAUUCGUACAUACAUGGUAAAAUCAAUUUUAUGACAGCAAAAAAAAAACACACCAAACAAAAGAAAAUGAGAUGCAAAGAAAAAAAAUCGUAGAUGAACAAAAUAUACGAAAUUUUUUGAAAUAUUGUAUUGUAUUUUGACCCAAAGAAACAAACCAUUCAACAGCAACAAAUGUUGAGCAACUCGUUUAAACAAAAACAAGAAAAUUUAUUUGAUAAAAAUAAAGAAUCGAAAAAACACUUAA